Messenger RNA from Gadus morhua (Atlantic cod), 4508 nucleotides. RefSeq names its product growth hormone secretagogue receptor a (gene ghsra). Gene Ontology annotation, molecular function: growth hormone secretagogue receptor activity. The record is from RefSeq and is a predicted model, not a curated record. The coding region runs from base 1368 to 2507 and encodes 379 amino acids. NCBI's taxonomy places the organism in Eukaryota, Metazoa, Chordata, Actinopteri, Gadiformes, Gadidae. Gene Ontology annotation, cellular component: plasma membrane. The transcript has 2 exons. Gene Ontology annotation, biological process: G protein-coupled receptor signaling pathway; hormone-mediated signaling pathway.
GUGUCCGUGUGUGUGUGUUUGUGUGUGUGUGUGUGUGUGUGUGUGUGUGUGUGUGUUUGUGUGUGUGUGGAUUUAACUGAACCCCCUAUUUUUUACAUAAUACAAACACUUGCAUUUCCCCAACAUAGCCACUAGGUGGCGUGACAGCACCCAGCUACCCUUCGUCUCGUACACGCCGCGGGCAAGCGUUGGAUUGCGCCCUGAUAGGUGAUUUGACUUAAAAUAUCCAUGCAUUCAUUUGUUUUUUAUUUUUAACUUUUCUUAACGUUCAAAUUAUCCUUUUUCUUUUUAUUAUUAUUAUUGGUUGCAUAUUUGCGUUUUAUUUGAGUUACCCUUUUAUUGAACAGAUUGGCAUUGGCUCUGCUACGACCAAGGCUGCUGUCCAAUGUUGCCACUGGUAACCUGAUGUCCUGCAUUAUGUUUUUGUUUGGGUCUGGCUCGUAUAGGCAGAGGGGCGGGCGUCCCCGUGCUAGUAGGUUGCGCGGUGACGUUAGGUGGUUGUAUUGAGAGCGCCUUCAGAUAUUGCGCAGGUAAUGGGCUACCAAUUCGGUUUGAUCUGUCCGGGUGGAGAAGGAAUAUUGCGACUUUUUAGGAUGGAUUUUCCUGUACACUUGUUUUUUUCAUCCAAUUGUUUAACAUAAUUUUUCUUUUUUGGAUGCUGUAUGCGUAAAAAGGCGUGCGUUAUUAAUUUGUAAUAUUUAUUUGAGGUCUGGACGUCGCAACAUUGCCCAGAUUACGUGUGCGCGUGUUUUUGUGUGUGUGUGUGUGUGUGUGUGUGUGUGUGUGUGUGUGUGUGUGUGUGUGUGUGUGUGUGUGUGUUUGUGUGUGUGUGUGUGUGUGUGUGUGUGUGUGUGUGUGUGUGUGUGUGUGUGUGUGUGUGUGUGAGUGUGUUUGUGUGUGAAUUCGAACGCAUACGCACGCCUGCGUUUCCACGCCUUGAGUGUGGAUAGAACUCAAGAAGUACCGUGUGUGUGUUUGUGUUUGUGUGUGUGUGUGUGUGUGUGUGUGUGUGUGUGUGUGUGUGUGUGUGUGUGUGUGUGUGUGUGUGUGUGUGUGUGUGUGUGUGUGUGUGUGUGUGUGUUUGUGUCUGGUAAGCUUAACGGAUGAGUCGUAGCAGAAGUUGAACGGUCACGCUCCUGAUUUCCCAUCGAUUGGAAUAUCCUUCUCGGCCGUUCUGCAACCCGCGUGAUUAAGCUGGCUUGCUUUUACGCAUGGUUAUAGGCAAUCAAAGCAAGGGUAGGUAGGCUUUUUUGAAAGGGACGAUGGGGGUUGCAGAGAGCGACAGGGGGCUCCAGCAGCUCCAGACCCCGCGCGCCUUUAACGGCCAGAGCCAGCUGCGGCCACGUGCAUGACCGUGCGUCAACAGGAUGCCCUCUUGGUCUGAGCGCGUGGAGUGCUUCUACUUCAACUGCAGCAGAGAGGAGAACGAGACGUGGAACGGGGACCCCUUGACCCCUCUAAAUUAUUACUCCAUCCCCCUGCUCACGGCCAUCACAGUGGCGUGCACACUUCUGUUUCUGGUCGGGGUGGUCGGCAACGUCAUGACCAUUCUGGUGGUAAGUAAGUACCGGGACAUGCACACCACCACCAAUCUGUACCUGUGCAGCAUGGCCGUGUCCGACCUGCUCAUCUUUCUGUGCAUGCCGCCGGACCUCUACCGCAUGUGGCGCUACAGACCCUGGCGCUUCGGGGACGCGCUCUGCAAGCUCUUUCAGUUCGUUUCCGAGUCUUGCACGUACUCCACCAUCCUGAGCAUCACCGCGCUGUCCGUCGAGCGCUACCUGGCCAUCUGCUUCCCGCUGCGGGCCAAGGCGCUGGUCACCAAGAGGCGAGUGCGCGCGCUCAUCCUGCUGCUCUGGAUCGUUUCCCUGACGAGCGCGGGGCCCGUGUUCGUGAUGGUCGGAGUGGAGCGGGACUACGUAUGGGGCGGGAGCAACGAGUCGAGCUUGGAGCGGGAGGAGAGCGCCGGGGACACACGGGAGUGUAAGAUGACGCACUACGCGGUGGAGUCGGGCCUGAUGGGCGCAAUGGUAUGGCUGAGCUCCGUCUUCUUCUUCAUGCCGGUGUUCUGCCUCACGGUGCUCUACGGCCUCAUCGGCCGCAGGCUGUGGCAGAGACACCGUGAGAACAUUAUGGGCUCCCGCGUGGCGCAUCGGGACAAGAGCAACAGGCAGACCAUCAAAAUGCUGGUGGUCGUCGUGUUUGCCUUCGUCCUGUGCUGGCUGCCCUUCCACGUGGGCCGCUAUCUCCAGUUCCGCUCCCUUGAUGCUCCGUCCCCGAUGCUGUCCGCUCUCUCGGAGUACUGCAGUCUCGUGUCCGUGGUGCUCUUCUACCUGAGCGCUGCAGUCAACCCCAUUCUGUACAACACCAUGUCGUGGAAAUACCGAUGUGCGGCAGUGCGCCUCUUCGGGCUGACCGAAGGGCCCCGACCGCGCGGACGCACCGCCAGCACCCUAAAAGGAGAGGGCUGCUCGCCAGGCUGGAGGGAGUCCACGGUUAGUCUCUAAAUGACUUUGAAGUUUCGGACAUGGACAUACAUUUUAAUCUCAGUGUUGAGACAAGAUAAUAAUUGACUUUGGGGAUGGUUGGAUGUCGAACUUUUCUGUUUCGGGAACAACGUUUGAUGCUUGGCUUCAGUUAUGACUCCCUAGUCCCUGAAUUACGACGCGCUCAAAGGAACACUGAACAUCGAUCCUUGGUUAUCAAUCCAAGUUAUUGCUCAAAGCAAGUGCCAUCUGCUACUCGUGCAUCAUAGUCUGUAUUCAUUAAACAACAAUAAACAUUCUAGCCUUCAGUGCGCACUGCGUAUGCAGAUCCAGUUAGGGCCUGGUGAUCCCAAAUCAGAACAACACGCCAAGCAGUAAACGCAGUUGAAGAAGCACCGCACACAUAUGUCGAACAUAACGAUCACUGUAAUUGCCUUAUGAUGUGAUAAAAUCAUAUUCUGGAUGACAAGGAAGCACUGUAGAACUUUGAACCACAUAUCUGCUCUUCAUUCCAGAGGACAGGUUGGUGUGUGUGUGUGUGCGCGCGUGUAUGUGUGUGCGUGUGUGUGUGCGUGUGUCUUUGCGUGUGCGCUUGUGCGUGUUUGCGUGUGUGUGCCUGUGUGUGUGUGUGCGUGUGUUUGUUUGUGUGAGAGAGAAAAUUAGAAAGACAGACUCAGGUGUUUUGUCUUUUGCAACUAUUCUCUUGGUAUGAGGUAACAGUAUAUAUUAAGUGUAAACAGACUAGUGUGUAAUUUGGAUGUUUUGAAGUUCUGCUUGUGAGCAGAGAUGAAUGGUUAAUCUAGUGAAGGCCCUGCGGCUUGGCCAUGCAUGCCUAUAUCGUGUAGUAUGCUAAUGGACACAUUCAUAUGAGAAACAGAUCUACUUGAACAAAGAAGAAAACAUUUGAAUGCUGAAAAAAAAAAAGUAGCCUAAUGAUCGAAUAGGACCAAUUUGGUCUCGGUGGUGAAUAACGCUGUGAAAACAUCCCAAAGAACAUCGGCGGUCGGACGACUUAAACCCUACUUUCACUCACUUGUUAUCUCUGUGAAACAAAGCUCUGUCUCAACAACAUGUUAUCAUAUGGUGGUCAUCGUGGGUGUACCAAAGGUACGAAAAUAAUUCAUCAUUACUUCUAUUUCCUUAAAGGGACACUUUAUUUAACUUUUUUUUUUUUAUUCCAGCUGGAACAGUAUGUUCACUAGCUUUUAAAGUUAUAUGGAAAUGUAUGACAUUAGAUAUGGGAUUUGAGAGCGGGAAAAACAACAACAUAAAGAUAAUAUAAGAAUAGCAUCCAGUAUAGCCUUAAUGGGACAGCUGGGCCUUGUUCAGGCCCAGGUGGAAUUCCAAAAUGAAAAAAGCAAUUAGAGACCUAAAGAAUCGGAUUACACGUUAAAUACUCCUCAUUCCUCAUUCCAUUUCACCAAGUGGCAUGUCACUUUUAUUAUUAAACAUACUUGUGAAACUUUCUCUAAAGAACUUUAGAUACCUACUCCAGUUUAUUGUUUAUUCUGCUCUAUAGAGGGGAUUAUAAUAUGUAUGCCAAUAUGGGAUGUAUGUUCAGAUGACUUUACAUUUGAGGUGAAUGACUUUAUCUUGGGAAAACCACAACAAUUCCACUGUGAGGAACGGGAAAACUGUGGAGUUAAAAAAAGUGAUAUAGUUUCAUGCCUUAACUUGUGAAUAGAUCCUUUGUGUGGUUUGUAUAGGGCUGUUUGUUUUUUAAUAACUUUCAUCCAUGCAGUCAGUGCUACAGUCUUCAUGGCUACGCAUUCAUACUUGAAAUCUCUGAAAACCAACGCACUCACGCACACAAACAAACACACAUGUAUGUGUAUGUUAAUGAAUGUACCCUGUUAUAUACACUGAUGUCAUUCAGAUAAAAUUUAAGUUUUAAAGAAACAUUGUAAAUAUUUCCUGUUCAGGGGGGGGGCUAUGCGUUAUUCAAUGGAUUAUACAGUUCUAUAACUGUUUGUUUAUUAUGUUGAUGAAAAUGUCUUGUCAAAAUAAACAAUAGAAAAGUGA